AUGUCUUCUGCCGACGUGGUGGUGGUCGACAAGGCUGCACCACAAGGAGCCAUCUCUCCAUCAGCCCCAGCAGCCCCAGCGACGACAACAACACCAGACAACAAAAAGCUCAGGCUCUCGUGCGACAACUGCCACGCCGCCAAAGUCAAAUGCACCAAGGAACGUCCGCUGUGUUCGAGGUGUGCCAACUCGGGCGCCCCAUGCAUCUACUCGAAAUCACGACGAGCCGGCAAGCCCAAAGGCUGCGGCAAGAAGAAUGGUGGCCCCUUCAACAGCAACAAACAACUGCAGCAGACGCCCCCUUCAGGGUUCUGUAGUCGACAGGAGUCUCCCUUGUCAGACGCUCGCAUGAGCAUGGACUUUGACGAUGCCUCGUGGAACGUUGACAUCCCUGACAGUCGGCGAGAUUCGCUCCUCGACCAGAGCUUCACCACGCUGCAUUCCAUGACGGAGACGACGGGUUCGCUCGACCCGACCCUGACACAGACAUUCACGCAUUCGACUAUGGACAGCGACGAGUAUGCCGCGUCGGCAGCGGCUUUCUCCACGGGUAACAUCUUCCCGACAGACUUCAAAAUGUCGCCCGAGUGGAUGUCCGGCAUAGAUACCACCACGGCCGCCGCGACCCAAAUAGACUUCUGCAACGAGGGCUUGACGGUGUCAGGCGCCAACAUCAUGCUGUACCCAGAAUUCAGCUCGGACACGAGCACGCUCAACGACGACGCGGCGUCGACGUCGGGCAUCACCAGCACGAGCACGCCGCAGUCGUGCACCUGCACGGGGUCGCUGCAGGACAUCCUCAGCGCGUUGAACGGUACGAUGCCGUCGUUCGACAAGUUCCUGGCCAUCAACAAAUCGGCGGUGCAGCGCAUGGCGCAGUGCCUGGCGUGCCACUGCCUGCCGGAUAUCUCGGCGGUGAUGCUGCUCUCGGUCAUCAUCACGCGCAUCGUGCAGUGCUACAAGAAGAUCCGCAACGGCGAAGGCGGCGAGGGUGGCGAGGACGUCGGCGUCACCAUGGGCUCGCUGCGCAUGGACCGCGAGGACGAGUACCAGAUCAAGUUGGUGCUGAUCCGCUCUGAGCUGCGCAAGAUCAAGGCCCUAGUGACUCGCUUCCGUGACCGCUUCGAAAACUUCCUCCAGGGCCCCGACCGCCAGCUGUACGAGGCGAACAUGGCGUUUCUGGAGUAUGGGUUGGACGACACGAUCAAGGGCCUUUGA
Messenger RNA from Fonsecaea erecta, 1218 nucleotides. RefSeq lists its product as hypothetical. The transcript has a single exon. The record is from RefSeq and is a predicted model, not a curated record. NCBI's taxonomy places the organism in Eukaryota, Fungi, Ascomycota, Eurotiomycetes, Chaetothyriales, Herpotrichiellaceae. Gene Ontology annotation, cellular component: nucleus. Gene Ontology annotation, biological process: positive regulation of transcription by RNA polymerase II; aflatoxin biosynthetic process. The coding region runs from base 1 to 1218 and encodes 405 amino acids. Gene Ontology annotation, molecular function: zinc ion binding; sequence-specific DNA binding; DNA-binding transcription factor activity, RNA polymerase II-specific.